CUUUAACGAAAUGUUAUUUAAUUAUAUUAAAAACAAUUGUUUUUUGUCGAUCAUAUGACUCUAUAUAGUAUGAAAAUUCGGAAUUCCACUGUAAUUGUUAAUUGUUGACCCUUGCAUGUCAGAUAAGAACGUGCGAUUUUGUUACCUUUAGAUAUAAUUUUUAUUAUAUAACCUAUACUACCUACUAUAUUAGUAUUAGUAUCUGCUGUGACACUAUAAUGUUUAGACUAACUCUAUUUUUUUUUUAUCGUUUAUGAAAAGGCUUACGAUUGCUGGUCUCAUUGCUGAAGUCGUCAGUGUGACUGUUUCAAAAUAAAUGUCUAGUCACAAAAUGGAACGAGCAUUUUCAACAUUUGUGGUUGUCUCGAUGACGGUCAUUAUUGUGAUGGCGUCGGGCGAUCGACUACAAUGUAAAGACCCGAAUGGACAAUCGGUCGACUGGUUUACCGCUAUCAAGCUGCCAAAACUCAAGUCAAGCUUGUCAAAUGGGACCAUUUACAUCUAUAUGGACGCCAAGAACCCGGAAUGGACCUACUCUACAGGGAUCGUAACCAAAGAAAAGUCAGCUAUCGGACACACUGUGUCGCAGAUGUAUACGACCAACCAAGCCUAUAACGAGUCGAUAAUGUGGAUUGUGUACAACGAUGAGCCGACAAACGGUCCCGCGACGUUCACAAAGGGUCACAGCAAAGGUACGGUGGUGGCCGACAAAAGUUCGGGCUUUUGGUUAGUGCACAGCGUGCCCAAAUUUCCGCAGUUGCCUUACCAGAAUAACAACUCUUAUACGUAUCCCAAGACUGGUAUUAAAUACGGCCAAAGUUUUCUGUGCAUGUCCAUGACGGCUGAGGAAUUGGACAAGGUAGGCAAUCAGUUAAUUAACAACGAAGUGAUGGUUUACGGCAGUCACUUCGGAGGCGAUCUGAAAUCGACGUACCCGGACUUGUACAAUGCCACUCUGCCACACAAAAUUGUGAAAAAUGGCGGAGUAAGGUUACAACCUCUUCGCUCUAUUGAGGGCUUUGAGUUUUUAUCCAUUUCUAAGAACAGACAUUUUGGAAAAGAUUUAUACGAUGGUUAUAUCACUCAGAUGGCACAGUCAAAUGUGUACACAGAGACAUGGUUGAAUUCGCGUGAUAGGUUGAAUUCAUCGUGUUCCGGCCACUACAAGACUAUGAACAUUAAGUCGUUGAUCACGAAGGACAUAAAAGGGUUGGAAAACGUAUCGUAUAAGUCGGCUUUGGACCAUUCCAAAUGGGUUGUGACCGGAAAAAGUUCUGUACCUUGGACUUGCAUUGGUGACAUCAACCGAGCUAAAGAACAGAUGAAACGUGGAGGUGGAACAGUAUGCAUAAAAUCAAUGCCUAUAUGGAAUCAGUAUAAACAACUGGUAUCAAGUAUUGAAAAGUGUAAAGCUUAAUGCUAAAUAAUUAUGUGACUCUUGCCAAAGUAUUACGACUGUUAUUGAAAAUGUCAACGUUUAAUUUCUUAAGUAUACUAUUUCAAUUUUUUUUUCGCUGAAUAUGAACAAUGGUCAAUGAUUAUGAUUUUUAAAUCAUUUUUAAAAAUUAAGUUUCAUAAAAUAUUAUGUAUAGGUACAUAUAGGUUAGGUAUGGUGUAUAAGUAAACAAAUAAUAUGUAUAUUGUGUUCAUUUCAAAAAUAUACUUAAUAAUUUUUUAUUUACAUUUAAGAAAUGUUUAAUUUAAAAAACAAUUUAUUCAAAAUUAUGAGCUAAUGUUUUUUGUAAUAAAUUGAUCAAAUAUAAUAUUGUGAUUUAUUAA
Molecule: messenger RNA, 1779 nt
Organism: Aphis gossypii (cotton aphid)
Lineage: Eukaryota; Metazoa; Arthropoda; Insecta; Hemiptera; Aphididae
Gene: DNaseII
Product: cell-death-related nuclease 7
Exons: 7
Coding region: 317-1417 (366 amino acids)
Biological process (GO): apoptotic DNA fragmentation
Molecular function (GO): deoxyribonuclease II activity
Source: RefSeq, a predicted model, not a curated record